Molecule: messenger RNA, 668 nt
Organism: Arachis ipaensis
Lineage: Eukaryota; Viridiplantae; Streptophyta; Magnoliopsida; Fabales; Fabaceae
Cellular component (GO): nucleus
Source: RefSeq, a predicted model, not a curated record
UUCUUCCUUUCUAACCACUACAUACAAAUCGAACCAACCAACCCUACAUUAUUUCUCUUAUAGUUUCCUUUCAAAUCUGAUUUUUCAAUGGAAAACAAGGCUAAGAAAGAAUCAUCACAUGUGCAUCAUUCUUUGCACGAAGAUUCACACACAAUAUGCAAAACCAAAUAUAAGCCCAAGAUACGCAUAAUUCACAUAUAUGCACCGGAGAUUAUCAAGACCGAUGUGGAAAACUUCAGGGAACUGGUUCAGAAGUUAACUGGGAAACCAACAAGUGAAGAUCAAAGUACCCGCAAGAAGAAGAAGAAGCAGCCAUCAACGAAGACAAGGAAAAAUAACAUCACAUCAAGGAAAGAGAAAGAAACAAGCGGCAAUGAUAAUGGGGUGUUAGAGAAUAAUCCAACCAAGAAAAUGGAGCUGAGGAAUGAUGAUAGUGAUGAGAAAGUCAAAGAAGAAGAAGUAGGAAGUUUUAGAGAUGGAGGAGGGUUCUCAGAUUUGGAAGGUUUUAUUUCUGAGUUGUUUCCUUUGGAUGCCACUCAUCACAUGCAAGGGUUUGUGGAAAAAUUGUAUGCAUAAAUUUUCGAUCCAACACUGCAAUUUAGAACUCUUAUAGACAUAAAGGUUAGCUUCAUAUAUAUAUAGAAUUACAUAUGAUAGAUCCUUCCACA